AUGGAACCUGGUACAUCCAGAGAUGUGGAAGUGAUAGUGAAUGUUGGAUGGGUGGAUGGUAAUGGUGACAGUGACAGUGAUGGUGAUGGUGAUGGUGAUGGUGAUGGUGAUGGUGAUGGUGAUGGUGAUGGUGAUGGUGAUGGUGAUGGUGAUGAUGGGACUUUGACAUCAUAG
Molecule: messenger RNA, 174 nt
Organism: Suillus subalutaceus
Lineage: Eukaryota; Fungi; Basidiomycota; Agaricomycetes; Boletales; Suillaceae
Exons: 2
Coding region: 1-174 (57 amino acids)
Source: RefSeq, a predicted model, not a curated record